AUGGAAAAAGUUUCAACUUUCGAAAUAUUACCCGAUGAAAUGAUACUACAUGUAUGCCAGUAUCUUCGUGAUGGCGAAAUUCUCUAUUCAUUUUUCAAUCUUAAUUCUCGCCUUAAUUCGACAAUAAUGGACUUCUGUCAUCAUGUCAAUCUCACGAAUCUUACCUAUAAACAGUUCAAGUUUGUUGCGCUGCAAAUCCUUCCUCAAAUUGGUGGAUCAAUAAGAUCGUUCGUUUUUAAUGGGCUAUGGCAAAGUAUUAUGUUCAGCAGGGAACCUACGAUGUUUUCACGUGUAAAAUUAUCUCUUUUAUUUCCACAAUUGCAUACACUGAUACUGAUGAACUUUGUCGGCGGACAAUUAAAUUUAUUUCUUGACAAAAUUACAGAUUUUUUCCACCUUGGUAAACUCGAUAUUAGAAGUGCGCAAGUUGACAAUUCAUAUGACUCAUUAAAAGCAAUUCUCGGUGCUAACAAUAAUCGACUGAAAUCCGUGUUGUUUGAUAAUAAUUCACUUGAAUUUUUGCUGACUUCAACUAACGACGAGGAAGCUGUCUCCUAUCCAAAUAUCGAAGAGUUAACAGUGAGCUUGAAAACAGAUAAAACCUUAGGAUCUUUAUUCAUACUGGUACCAAAUAUUACUCGUUUACAUGUGGACGUCGAUGAACUAUCAUCAGCAUCAAAGAGAACAUUAGAAAAUAUACCAUCUCUUCUUCAGCUAAAAGAUUUCCAGUUGCGUUCGUUAGAUAUGCAGUGGUCAUUAGAUGAAAUUGCUUAUGUCUUGAGUAAGAUGCCAUUUUUACAGCGAUUAGUAUUGGAUAUUUCUACAGAAGAUAAACAUGUUGUUCAUGGAGAAAAAUUCAUUCAAGUUCUUCCUUCAUCACUUGUCGAGAUUCAUUUAUUCAUUUUGUAUUACUUACUUACAUUUGAUCAGGAAAUAGAGACUAUAUUUUCGGCAUGGCCUUCUUAUAUUCGAAUAGUCCGUUUAUCACAUGAAUCGAAUCGAUAUGGAAUAAUUCACACAGUCCCUUGUGAUAUAUUUUCGAUAUUGAUUCCUGCUUAUGCAGCUAGUAAUAUGAUGGUUGGCUCGAAAUAUACACGAAAGGUUCACUACUUAAAAAUUUGCGGUGAACAAUGUUUAGACGAUAUCCAUCUAAUAUUGCAGCAUUUUCAUCAACUGCGAACACUCACCAUUGGCUCUGCAUACAAUUCACAUGCAAGUAGGUUGUUCGUUGGUAUAAAAUUAUUUUCUUUCGAAUAUUUAGAUGAGGAGAGCGUCAUACAUUCUGAUAACUUUUCCGAGAAAAAUAGUAGAAUCCACUUAGAAUAUACUUUUCUUCCAAAUUUUCUUUUCUGAAUAGAAAAUGUUUGCCAACUUCCGGUAUCGAUUAUAACGCAUGUACUUUACGAUCUUCUCUACUCGUUGAUUAAACAUGAGAUUUGAAUCACUAAUUACUAUAUUUCAAGAAUAGAAAUACCGGUAACAGUCUUGAACGUCCUUGCAAAAAUGCCCUUUACAAAAUGUCCCCGGGAGUUGGUCCCCAGAAAAAAAGUCGUUUAGAAAAAAUGUCCUCGGAAAAUGGUCCUGUCAGUAAAAUGUUCAUACAAACGACCAUUUCGAAAGCACAUCCUUCAAGAAGGAGAUUCCAGCAUGUAUUCGAAAUAGCAAUCUUUAGUUCAGACAUGAUUUUAUUAAGCUAUUCAGAUAGUAAAUGAGGGUACUCUAUAACUAGACUGAAAUUAAUGAAAACACAGGAUGUACACCGUGAACUAAACUUAUUUUCCCAGCUCUCAUCAUUAUGAAACAAACAUAUUUUAAACUUUAAUUAUGGAAUAAAGAUCUCUCUUGAACAGUCUUUUCGAAUUAAGUUCAGGUUAGAUUUCUAGUAUAUCAAUAGAGUGUCUGCCACAGUAUUGCUUUAGUGAAAUCGUUGGAUUGACUUGAACUUCUCUAGAUAGAGCUCAAAAAUUACCCGAAAGCAAUUAUUUUCGUGUCUUAAAUGAUUCUGACUUAUUUUUCUUUUGCCAUCUUAUCGAAAGUUCAAAUAUAUUAUAUUCAGUUGGUAUUAGCAGUGUUCCUAAUCAAGAUAUCGACUGCUUGAUAAUCAUACUACAAUACAUUUCAAAAAAAAGUUGAAGAUGUAAGAAUCGCUUAUUUCCUAUCAUCCAAAAGCUGAAGAAUUUAAAACCUCGAAUUGUAAAAUGAAUAGGGAAUCGCAUCUGGUAAAUAGGGUGUUUUAACAAUUAUAGUACAACAAGAGGAUGAGAAUCUUAAAACUGCGCUUCCAUUGUUCAGAAUUUUCUUGUAUGACAAUAAAAUGUGGAAAAUACCUUCUUAAAAAUAGAACCAUUAACAAAGUCCACUUUAGAAUUUAUCCUUGUCUUCAUGAGAGAAAUAUUUUAGUUUCUCAAACAAAAUAAUUGUUUCAAAGAGAACAUAGUGCUUGACGUUUUCAUAAGACUGCCUCAAACAUUUCUAAACGAUAGAAGAAGUACACAUAAAAAAUGAUUAAUCAUCUGAGCAUUCGUUUUCGAAAAUAUUUUCUCAAUAAAUGAAAAAAACCAGUUGUCUGUGGUAAAUGCAAUAGGGAGAACUUGAAUCGAAAGUUGUUAACGAUCUGCUUUCAAUUUUGAAAUCAGUUCGAUAACCGAGCAACAAUAGUUUGAGAGAUGAAACAUUUUACCAUAUAGUGAUGUCCGGCAAGGUUCGGAUUGUAUUUAUGAAGAAUCUUUUUAUACUUUCAUCUCUUCCCUGCAAUAAUUUCGUAUUUCACAAAACUAAAGUAAACAGAUUGAAUUCUUUCUCUUAUAUAAUUAUCUCGGUAACCCUACUAAAGAGAUUUCGUCGUUGCAUGUGUUUUUUCUUUCAAUUUUUUCUCCGCCAAACUUGAUAUUCCAUUGCGAUGUUCAUUUCCUUCCAAGAGAUUUUCUAUCGAGUGAACAAUCUAUGUUACAUCUCCACUGCUGAUUGGUUAUUAUUGCUCUGUCAUAUAUAGUACCGCCU
This is a messenger RNA of Rotaria socialis, 3000 nucleotides long. Lineage: Eukaryota; Metazoa; Rotifera; Eurotatoria; Philodinida; Philodinidae. The record is from the annotation of a GenBank genome assembly.